Molecule: messenger RNA, 489 nt
Organism: Entamoeba nuttalli P19
Lineage: Eukaryota; Evosea; Mastigamoebida; Endamoebidae
Product: leucine-rich repeat domain containing protein
Exons: 1
Coding region: 1-489 (162 amino acids)
Source: RefSeq, a predicted model, not a curated record
AUGUCAGCACAAGUGAAUAAACAUAUCAAAGGAAUUACUAAAGUCGAUAAUCGGACGUCUCAUAAAAGUAAAAGUACUGGUACAUUUAAUGAACAAACAAGAAAUGCUACUAGUUGUUGUUUAUUUGUAAAAACAAAAGAAAAUGAAACAGAAGGGGAACAAUGUACGAUUGAAGGAAUUCCUUUGUUUGUUGAACAUUCAUUUCGAUUUUUUGAAUUAUCAAGUAAAAUAGAAAAAGAAGUUCCACCUGUUCCAUUACAAUAUUUAACUUAUGACACUGCAUUGUUAUGGGCAUCAGAAAAUAUGUCAAAGAAUUUUGUUGAUUUAGUUAAGAUGUAUAAAAUGGAUGGAAAUACUAUUUCACGAUUAAAAAUGCAAGACCUAAGAAAAUAUAAAUUCAGAAUUGUAGAAUGUGAUACUGUUUUAAAGAAAAUUAAAGCGUAUUUCCAUAUAACUAAUUUUGGAAGUUUGUUAUUUAUUAUAAUUUAA